Tachysurus fulvidraco (yellow catfish) is the source of this 1952-nucleotide messenger RNA. It is a transcript of the gene dio3b, whose product is annotated as iodothyronine deiodinase 3b. Gene Ontology annotation, molecular function: thyroxine 5'-deiodinase activity. NCBI's taxonomy places the organism in Eukaryota, Metazoa, Chordata, Actinopteri, Siluriformes, Bagridae. The transcript has 2 exons. The record is from RefSeq and is a predicted model, not a curated record.
UUCUUGUGGUCUGUGCAGUGCUUCUUAUUUGUCUAACCAGUGAAUACAUCAUAAAGUUGCCAUAAGCUUGUCAUCCAAGAACUUCUUCAGUCUGACCAAACUUGCAUGACCCACUUGGGAGCUUCAUUCGCUUCCCAUUUCUCCACACGCUCUGCUUUAAUAAGCUCCUCUGUGAUGUGUUCAGCGUCACUGGCACGAUCUUCAGUGCGCUGUGAAGCUUCGCCGCAGCUCUUCGGAUAGACUUGUUUAUUUAGAAGGCAAAUGUGGAUGUGACGUCGCAAAGGAAAGUCGGCCGAGGUGCCGGGAGGUAAAUCCCCUCCAUGUGAGGAGGCGGCACGGGUGUGGAGGCGUGGAGGCUUUUUUUUUUUUUUUCCAUAUUCAAAUCCUUACAAGUCGUAUAAAAGCGGCGAACUCGGAGCAGAAGGCUGAAGGCAGGAAGACAGAUGGAGGGAGGUGAUAGUUGUCUGUGCGCACCCGCUCAGAGGAUGCAGGACUUUGUGAAUGCACUCAAAAACGCGCUGGUGUCCCUGAUGCUGUUGCCCCGCUUUCUGUUGGCUGCGGUGCUGCUGUGGCUUCUGGACUUUGUUUGCAUCCGAAGGAAGGUGCUGGUGAUGCGUGAACGGGAGGAUUCGACUCCAGACGACCCGCCGGUGACCGUGUCAGACUCGAACCGGAUGUUCACGCUGGAGUCACUGCGCGCUGUGUGGUACAGCCAGAAGUUGGACUUCUGUAAAACAGCGCAUCUGGGGCUAGAGGCACCCAACAGCGAGGUUAUGCCGCUCGGCGAACGGAAACGCGCGCGUAUAUUGGACUACGCCCGCGGCGCACGACCGCUCAUCCUUAACUUCGGCAGCUGCUCAUGACCGCCGUUUAUGACGCGCUUGGCCGCGUUCCGGCGCGUUGCCGACCAGUACGCCGAUAUCGCCGACUCGUUGCUUAUAUACAUCGAGGAGGCGCAUCCCUCCGACGGCUGGGUGAGCACGGACGCCCCGUACCAGAUCCCGCGCCACCGGUGUAUAAAGGACAGGAUCCGAGCGGCGCGUCUCAUGAACGCCAUAGUACCAGGCAGUGCCGUGGUCGUGGACACCAUGGACAAUUCCUCCAACACGGCGUACGGUGCUUACUUCGAGCGCCUCUACGUAGUCAAGGACGAGAAGGUGGUUUAUCAGGGAGGCAGAGGACCCGAGGGUUACCGCAUCUCUGAACUGAGGAACUGGCUCGAACAAUAUCGCCAUGAGCUCCAAGGCUCCACACCGGUAGUGGUUCAGGUCUAGAUGUAAAAUAAUAACAAUUAACUAAAUGAAUAUGAAUAAUAAUUAGAUGCCAGUCACUGUGUGUGCCAUGAAGAACCAAGAAAACGGGUGUCCUGGAAGCUGCUAUGAGCUGGAAGCAACACUACACACGUUAACUUCUGUAUUCCAACGCGCAUCUUGGAAGAGUUGUUUGUGUGUGUGUGUGUGUGUGUGUGUGUGUGUGUGUGUGUGUGUGUGUGUGUGUGUGUGUGUGUGUGUUCAGUGAUACAAACCGCAUGAUAAUUGUAUCUGUUUUGCUCUUUAAUAGUUUUGUUGUUGACGGUGUUUUAUGGUUUUCACUUUUUAUUUGGUGAUAUGGAUUAUUCUAUUUUGUUUGCAUGUCGUCUUUGUGUGUGUGUGUGUGUGUGUGUGUGUGUGUGUGUGUGUGUGUGUGUGUGUGUGUGUGUGUGUGUGUGUGUGUGUGUGUGUGUGUGUGUGUGUGUGUGUGUGUGGCCGUAGAACUGUUUUAAUUGUAUUCUGGUGUUGUCAUGAAGUUCGGUUUUUAAAAGGAUUUGAUCCAGAAAACCGAUUCUGAUGUAUUCUGACACUUGAGUACUUGGCAACAGAAGAACGGCCUUUAAUGUAAUUGCCAAACGUUGUUUUGUAAAAUGUGUAUAUUUUAUUGAACAAAUAUUUUUUAAAUAAAUGAUAGAACACAGA